CUGGGAGAGUGACUUUCCUGAUGUGGUCCUGGCUGUAACCCGAAUCGCAGAGACUCUCCGCUGGAGAGGUGGCUCCGCUUCCCACCAGGACUGCAGGCAAUGACUCAGGAUGCAGCCAGGAACCACAACUUGCACAGAAGACCGAAUUCUGCAUGCCCUGGAGCGCUGCUUGCACGGACUCAGUCUCAACUGCCAUUCUACCUCAUGGUCAACUGGGCUAUGUCUGAAUUGUUGGACCCUACAGGAACUGGUCAGCAGAGACCCGGGCCACUUUCUUAUCCUCCUGGAGCUGAUCUUACAGAAAACUGGAGAGAUUCAGGAAAAGGGGACGUAUGACCUCCUGGUCCCACUGGCUCUGCUCUUCUACUCCACUGUCCUGGGUACACCACACUUCCCACCAGAUUCAGAUCUUCUUCUGAAAGCAUCCAGAACCUACCACCAGUUCUUGACUUGGCCAGUUCCUUACUGCAGUAUCUGCCAGGAACUGCUCACCUUCAUUGAUGCUGAACUCAAGGCACCAGGAAUCUCUUACCAGCGACUGGUGAGGGCCGAGCAAGGUCUGCCCAUUAGGAGUUACCACAGCUCCACUGUCACUGUGAUGUUGUUGAACCCACUGGAGAUACAUGCUGAGUUCCUUGCUGUGGCCAACAAGCUGAGUGCACCCAGACAUUCACCGAACAGUGCCUACAUCACUCUGCUCCUCCAUGCAUUCCAGGCCACCUUUGGGCCCCACUGUGACCUCCCAGUUCUACACUGCAGGCUGCAGUCCAAGACCCUGGCAGAGCUUGUGGACAUCUUCACAGAGACGGCAGAGGCACAGGAGUUGGCAACUGGCAUCAGGGAUGCAGCCGAGGCCCGACAAUGGCUCAGGACCAAGCUGCAGGAAGUGGGAGAGAAAGCUGGCUUCUCUGAUGUCUUGGAUCCCACAAAACUUGGUAAGAUCCAUACUAUUCCCAUCCCAGUGGCCAGAUGCUACACCUACAGCUGGAAUCAGGACAGCUUUGACAUCCUAAAGGAAAUCCUGCUCAAAGAACAGGAACUACUACCACCAGGUAUCCUGGGAGAUGAGGAACAAGAGAAAGAAGAGGAGGAGGAAGAGGAGGACUUGGAAACCAAUGGGCACUGUGUCGAGAGGGACUCUCUGAUCUCCACCAGCUCAAUGGCCUCUCAAGACUCUACCCUGCCCCUUCUCUCAUCCCAGGUCUCAGGGGCCACCAUACCUCGCCAGAUGUUGACUUCCUUUGUCUCAGGCCUCUCAGAUGGCCUAGACAGUGGCUAUGUAGAGGAUAAUGAGGAGAACUCUUAUGAGGGGCUCAAGAAGCCUGGCAGUCAGGAAUACAAGAGCCAUCGCAGGUCAGGGCAGAAGUUCAAUAAGAUCUGUAAACUCUUUAAGAGUACCAGCCAUCUUGUACUGCGGAAGGACUCUCGGGACCUGGAGGCCAGUUCAUAUACAACUCCUACCCUUCGGCGGGUGGGCAGCCUCUCCAGCCCCCUGAACAGCCCAUCACUAUACCCAUCCAGGACCCAGCGCUCCCGCUCCUUGCCCCAGCCCAAGCUCAACUCCCAGCUGCCCAAAUGGCUCCUGGCUCCUUCUUUAGGCCACCAACGCCGGCGCCCCUUCCUGAGCGGUGAUGAGGACCCCAAGGCUUCCACACUUCGUAUUGUGGUCUUUGGCUCUGAUCAGAUUUCAGGGAAGGUGGCUCGAGCUUACAGCAACUUGCGGCGGUUGGAGAACAAAUGUCCACUACUUACACAGUUCUUCAAGCUCCAGUUCUUCUAUGUGCCAAUGAAGCGGAGCCCUGGCACCAGCCCAAGAUCGUGCCCUGACCCUCCAAGCCAGAUGCCCCCAACCCCUGCAGACUCCCCGAGGCACUCCAGCCCUGCAGAGCUGAGGACUGCCCCAGGGGCAGAAAAUACCAAUGACAUCUCCUACUACCUUGGUAUGCUCGACCCCUGGUAUGAACGUAACGUGCUUGGCCUCAUGCAUCUACCCCCAGAAGUCCUUUGUCAACAGUCCCUGAAGGCUGAGUCUCGGACCUUAGGAGACUCCCCUACCCAGUUGCCCAUCCUGGCAGACAUGCUACUUUACUACUUCCGCUUUGCUGCCCGGCCUGUGCUGCUGCAAGUCUAUCAGACAGAGCUGACCUUUGUCUCUGGGGAGAAGACAACAGAGAUUUUUAUCCAGUCCCUGGAGCUGGGUCACUCUGCUGCCACACGUGCCAUUAAGGCUUCAGGUCGUGGCAGCAAGCGACUGGGCAUCGAUGGUGACCAGGAGGCCGUCCCUCUAACACUACAGAUUAUUUACAGCAAGGGAGCUGUCAGUGGACGAAGCCGUUGGAGCAACAUGGAGAAAGUCUGUACCUCUGUCAACCUCAACAAGGCCUGCAGGAGGCAGGAAGAACUAGAUUCCAACAUGGAAACCCUAAUGCUAAACCUGACCGAAGUAGUGAAAAGGCAGAACUCCAAAUCCAAGAAGGGCUUUAACCAGAUCAGCACAUCGCAGAUCAAAGUGGACAAAGUACAGAUAAUUGGCUCCAACAACUGCCCCUUCGCUGUGUGUUUGGACCAAGAUGAGAGAAAGAUUCUGCAGAGUGUGAUCAGGUGUGACGUCUCACCCUGCUACAAGUCAGAAAGGAGCAACGCCUGCCACUCAAUGCAGAAAUCCUCCAACCUAUCAGCCCAAGAUGGACCAGAUCUCUGUUCCCUUCUCUGCCUUCCCAUCAUGACUUUCAGUGGUCCGCUACCCUAGAAUCCCCUACACAGGCCCCAGCCCCUUCCUGAACUCCUUCCUAAUUGUCAGCUGGGAAGCUCUCACUCCAAGUCUCCACUGCUUUGCUUUGAAUCACUAGGGUUUAGUGAUGCGUUUAGAUUGGGGAAAAAGUGGAGUCUUACCUUUCUUACUGCUAAGA
This is a messenger RNA of Suncus etruscus (white-toothed pygmy shrew), 2909 nucleotides long. It is a transcript of the gene PIK3R5, whose product is annotated as phosphoinositide-3-kinase regulatory subunit 5. Gene Ontology annotation, molecular function: 1-phosphatidylinositol-3-kinase regulator activity. Gene Ontology annotation, cellular component: phosphatidylinositol 3-kinase complex, class IB. Gene Ontology annotation, biological process: G protein-coupled receptor signaling pathway; positive regulation of MAP kinase activity. Lineage: Eukaryota; Metazoa; Chordata; Mammalia; Eulipotyphla; Soricidae. The transcript is spliced from 19 exons. The record is from RefSeq and is a predicted model, not a curated record. The coding region runs from base 110 to 2749 and encodes 879 amino acids.